AUGAGGCCACACGUGCUCUUCCUCGCCGCCCUCCUCGCCCACGCCGCCCUCAUCGACUCCGCCCCGAAGGGGGUGGGGGAGUUUGUGGGAGGAGCCUGUCGCUGGAUCGUGGAGAACAUCACGAGUCCAAACCCGGGACAGUACCUCCCCCAGUGCGACGAAAACGGGAACUUCGAGCGGCGGCAGUGCUGGGCGUCUCUGGAGGUCUGCUGGUGCGUCAAACCCUACACCGGAGAAGAGGUCGAGGGCACCAAGACCCACCCCGGAGAAGACCCGCCCAACUGUGAGGACCAUGAGGACGAGGACCACGAGGACGAGGACCAUGAGCACGAGGACCAUGAGCACGAGGACCAUGAGCACGAGGACCAUGAGCACGAGGACCAUGAGCACGAGGACCACGAGGACCAUGAGGACGAGGACCAUGAGGACCAUGAGGACCAUGAGGACCAUGAGGACCAUGAGGACGGGCAUCUGGAGAAGAAGCCGUGCUGCCCUGAACACUGGACUCAGUUUGAGGAUCACUGCUACAUCUACAUCGACUCCCCCAAGUGCUGGGCCGAGGCCGAGAGUUACUGUCAGUUUGAGGAAGGGCAUCUGGCCUCGAUCCACAGCCCCAAAACAAACCACUUCCUGCAGAUUCUGACCAAAGGAAACACACACGACUUCCCCGAAAGCUGGGUUGGAGGCACCAACGCCGUCUCGGCUUGUUUCUGGAUGUGGGUCGACGGUUCGAGGUUCGACUUUCAGAACUGGUUCAGUGAAAAGGUCAAAUACAGAGAGGACAGCUGCCUCACCAUCAACUACGGAUACCACAUGCAGUGGGGCGCCUCCUGCUGCAACGAGACGCUUCCGUUCAUUUGUGCCAAAGAAAUGGAGCACCCUGAGCCCGAAGACCAUCACGGCCAUUAUUAA
Messenger RNA from Periophthalmus magnuspinnatus, 912 nucleotides. It is a transcript of the gene eslec, whose product is annotated as C-type lectin domain family 10 member A. The record is from RefSeq and is a predicted model, not a curated record. The coding region runs from base 1 to 912 and encodes 303 amino acids. The transcript has 5 exons. Gene Ontology annotation, molecular function: signaling receptor activity. NCBI's taxonomy places the organism in Eukaryota, Metazoa, Chordata, Actinopteri, Gobiiformes, Gobiidae.